This is a messenger RNA of Calidris pugnax (ruff), 2368 nucleotides long. RefSeq names its product ADP-ribosylation factor like GTPase 13A (gene ARL13A). Gene Ontology annotation, molecular function: GTPase activity; GTP binding. The transcript is spliced from 8 exons. The record is from RefSeq and is a predicted model, not a curated record. Gene Ontology annotation, cellular component: ciliary membrane; non-motile cilium. Gene Ontology annotation, biological process: receptor localization to non-motile cilium; non-motile cilium assembly. Bases 1 to 1023 code for a protein of 340 amino acids. NCBI's taxonomy places the organism in Eukaryota, Metazoa, Chordata, Aves, Charadriiformes, Scolopacidae.
AUGUUCCACCUCUUCUCCCACUGCUGGUCGUGGCUGCAGGCCAUCCAGGAGCCCAUCAGAAAGGUGACCCUCCUCGUCGUGGGACUGGACAACGCGGGGAAAACCUCCGUCGUCAUGGACAUAGAGAGAGCGCUGGCCGGUGAGGUGCUGCCUGCACCGCAGCCCGGCCAGACCCUCCUGAGGGUGGACAGGUUCGAGGUGACCCUGGUGGACCUGCCCGGUGGCCAGCGCUCCCGCAGCGCCUGGCGCAGCCACUACAGCUCAGCCCACGGGCUCCUCUUCGUCCUGGACUCCAGUGACCUGGCACGGAUGGAGGAGGCCCGCAAGGUCCUGAGCCGCGUCCUGAGCCACCCCGACAUCUCUGGGAAGCCCAUCUUACUUUUGGCCAACAAGCAAGACGUGGGGGCCGCCCUGCUGCCCUGCGAGCUCAUCGAGCGCCUGUCCCUGGAGCGGCUGGUCAACGAGAACCGCUCUCCCUGCCGCAUCGAGCCCUGUGUCGCCCCCGGGGCUCACCCGCAACCCCCGCCGUGCUCUCGCCCCGCCAGGGACCCGCCGCCCCCGGGGGAGGAUGCUCAGGAGGGUGCGGGGAAGACGGGGGAGAACCGGCCCCUGCGGCCCAUCCGCCGCCUCCUCCCCCUGGAGGAAGGCACAAAGGGCCCCGGGAGGAGGAAGAGGAAGGUGAAGGUGAAGAAGAAAGGCUCAGGGCAGCCAAGCCCAGCCGAGGAGCCGGAGGGACCAGGAGAAGUGGGUGACAGCCGAGCUGGGGCUGCUGGGGGGCUGCUGCCCCCCAACAGGGUCGGGCAGGAGGAACCCGCGCCCACCGGGACAGCCACCCCCCACCCAGGGCAGGGCAUGAAAAAGAAAAAGAAGAAGAAAAUCAAGAACAAAAUCAAGUCGCAGGAGCCUGCCAUGGAGCAGCAGCGUGAGGAGGUCUCGAGUACUUUUGACCUGUACCGCCGGGCGAUGCUGGCUCUGAAGAUGAGGCAGGAGCAGAGGAAGCAGCAGUCCGCCAUCGUCCCCUGAGCAGGAAGGCACGUCUCAGGGGAUGUGUGGUCCCAGAGGACCCCAGGAUACCGUGGCAGUAGGACCCACGCUCGUGCAGGGCUCCUGGAGAGCUUGGCCAGGGCUGGGGCAGUCCUGGGGCAUGAACAGCAGCGUUGUCCUCUGCAUGGCUUGAAAGCCAGGGAUCCGCAGGAGCGAGCCAAAAGUCCCUUUGUAAGAUGCCUCUCUGGCAGCCGGGCUACAAACCCAUCUGGAAAGGAAACAGCCGGCCACUUGCCGACCCCGCGUUAGUAUUCUGUGGAAGAUUUGUUCUGAACUCGACUGAGAUGGUGGAAGAGAGGAAGCUUGGAGGAAAUAUCCCAGGGGAAAAGCCUAUAUGUUGACCUGUCCCAUGCCCAGGUGAAGCCGUCUUGACUCGGCCCCUCAGUCAGUCCCUGGCUGCUGCCCGGACCGGUCGAGUUUCCUGCUGGUGAAGGUGGGAGGGCAAUCAUUGAUGAUCUGCAGGGGAGCUUCACCUGGUGGGGCUGUCAGGACCCUCCUCGCACGGUGGAUGGAGGGUGAUGCCUGUGUUGUCUGUGCAUCUUUGCAGCCUGUCAGCAAAGACUUGUGGAGUUCAAUGGCAGAGGUAGUGGUGGAGGCUCCUCCUGGAGCCUGGAGGCUCCUUCCCAGGAGGGGAAUGUUCCUUCUGAUCCUGCCGCCCUCCCAGGAGGGACAGUGGUGACCCACAGGCAGCAAAAAAUGCUCCUGUGUCACUGCCAGCCUGGCACCUGAAGUCCAGGACCGUCCCUGAUCUGUGCUCAGCUCAGCUCUGAGACGGGAGAGCAAGCAGCACUCGUAUCCCAACACACAGAAUCAUAGAAUAAUAGCAUCAUAGAAUGGUUUGGGUUGGAAGGGACCUUAAAGACCAUCCAGUCCAACUCCCUGCCCUGGGCAGGGACACCUCCCACCACACCAGGUUGGUCAAAGCCCCAUCCAGCCUGGCCUUGAACCCCUCCAGGGAUGGGGCAUUGCAACCCAUCCAUGACACGCACCGUGUCUGGCAGAGGUGGGCUGUGGCAGCAACCAGGCCAUGCUGGGGGGUUCACGCUGUCCAGGUGGGUGCCCAUGCAGGGAAAACAGCCAUUGGCCCUGGAAACCCUUCACGUGGAGUCCGGAGUGUGGCACUUUUCCCUCCACAGCUGUAACAGCGCUGAGACUUGAGCUGUGCCCAGCCGCGGAGCGUGAGUCACCUUGGCUCCCCCAAUUACUGAUUAACAGGCCAGGCUUUCCCACUCCUGGGUGGGGGACAAUCAAAAAAGCCCUUGGCAGGGCUGAGAGGGAAAAGAAGAGAAACUCUGCCUACCCUGCCGUGCCAGGCUGCUGUAAA